Messenger RNA from Odobenus rosmarus divergens (Pacific walrus), 1333 nucleotides. It is a transcript of the gene TADA2B, whose product is annotated as transcriptional adaptor 2B. The record is from RefSeq and is a predicted model, not a curated record. The transcript is spliced from 2 exons. Gene Ontology annotation, biological process: chromatin remodeling; regulation of transcription by RNA polymerase II. Gene Ontology annotation, molecular function: transcription coactivator activity; zinc ion binding; chromatin binding. NCBI's taxonomy places the organism in Eukaryota, Metazoa, Chordata, Mammalia, Carnivora, Odobenidae. Gene Ontology annotation, cellular component: nucleus; SAGA-type complex. The coding region runs from base 1 to 1263 and encodes 420 amino acids.
AUGGCGGAGCUCGGUAAGAAGUACUGCGUGUACUGCCUGGCCGAGGUGAGCCCGCUGCGCUUCCGCUGCACCGAGUGCCAGGACAUCGAGCUGUGCCCCGAGUGCUUCUCGGCCGGCGCCGAGAUCGGCCACCACCGCCGCUACCACGGCUACCAGCUGGUGGACGGCGGGCGCUUCACGCUGUGGGGGCCCGAGGCAGAGGGCGGCUGGACCAGCCGCGAGGAGCAGCUGCUGCUGGAUGCCAUCGAGCAGUUCGGCUUCGGAAACUGGGAAGACAUGGCCGCUCACGUCGGAGCUUCCCGCACGCCGCAGGAGGUGAUGGAGCAUUACGUAAGCAUGUACAUCCACGGAAACCUGGGGAGAGCCUGCAUCCCCGACACCAUCCCCAACCGGGUGACCGACCACACGUGCCCCGGCGGAGGGCCCCUGUCCCCCAGCCUCACCACCCCCUUGCCUCCCCUAGACAUCUCGGUGGCCGAGCAGCAGCAGCUGGGCUACAUGCCGCUGCGUGACGACUAUGAGAUCGAGUACGACCAGGACGCCGAGACGCUCAUCAGCGGGCUCUCGGUCAACUACGACGACGAGGACGUGGAGAUCGAGCUGAAGCGCGCGCACGUGGACAUGUACGUGCGCAAGCUCAGGGAGAGGCAGCGGCGCAAGAACAUCGCGCGCGACUACAACCUGGUGCCCGCCUUCCUGGGCAAGGACAAGAAGGACAAGGAGCGGCCGGCCAAGCGCAAGGUCACCAAGGAGGAGAAGGAGCUGCGGCUGAAGCUGCGGCCGCUCUACCAGUUCAUGUCGUGCAAGGAGUUCGACGACCUGUUCGAGGGCAUGCACAAGGAGAAGAUGCUGCGGGCCAAGAUCCGCGAGCUGCAGCGGUACCGGCGCAACGGCAUCACGAAGCUCGAGGAGUCGGCCGAGUACGAGGCGGCGCGCCACAAGCGCGAGAAGAGGAAGGAGAACAAGGGUGCGGCGGGCGCCAAGCGGGGCAAGGAGGACGCCAAGGACGGCGAGUUCGCGGCCAUCGAGCACCUGCCGGGCUUCGAGCUGCUGUCGGACCGCGAGAAGGUGCUCUGCAGCUCCUUGAACCUGAGCCCCGCGCGCUACGUGACCGUGAAGACCAUCAUCAUCAAGGACCACCUGCAGAAGCGGCAGGGGAUCCCCUCCAAAAGUCGCCUUCCUAGUUACUUGGACAAAGUCCUAAAGAAAAGGAUUUUAAAUUUCCUCACGGAGAGCGGGUGGAUAUCCAGGGACGCGUCCUGAACGCGCGUGGCUUUGCGGGCGGGCGCCGAGCUCGGGGCGCCAGGCAGCGAGCCCCUAGGACUCGGGGUGA